AGUUUAUGUACUGAGCAGGUCAAAUAGUAGAACGUGUUAUUAGGAGGGAAACAACAUAAUUUAUUUUUAAAAAGUAUUGGAAGUUUUUUUUUUUUUUUUAAAUCAUACGUAUUUAUUAAAGUUGAAGAACCGUGUAUUUCCUCUGAGGAAAGACAUGAAAGAACGUGCCUUCUCAUUGUGGAUUUUCUUUUUAACUUGCGUAGCCACUGUCUUAUCUUCUGUCCUUGAGGAGGAGGGACUUUUUAGAGAUGGCACCAUUGCUGAUCUGCUGAAGGAUGGAAACCGCAGUGAAGAUGUUGUUGGUCCCAAUGUGAAGUAUUGCCUUCGGAAGUCCCGUAACCCCGAUGACGUUGGUUGUUAUCUCAACCCUGGCCAGAACGACAGUCUACAGGAAUGUGGCUUCAACGCAACAGCCAAGACUAUCCUAGUGAUCCAUGGGUGGGCUAUGAGUGGUAUGUUUGAGAACUGGCUCCAUAAGCUGGUUUCUGCUAUUCAGGAACGUGAAAGGGAAGCCAAUGUCAUUGUGGUUGACUGGCUCAACCUUGCCCACCAAGUGUAUCCAGAUGCUGUUAACCACACACAAACUGUCGGGGAUGACAUUGCAAAGUUACUCGAAUGGUUGAAGGAUGAAUUGAACUUGCCUCUUCAAAAUGUGCACAUGAUUGGGUACAGCCUGGGGGCUCACGUGGCUGGCUAUGCUGGUACCUCUGUGAAUGGGACAAUCGGCAGAAUAACAGGUCUGGACCCGGCAGGCCCCAUGUUUGAAGGGGUCGAUUCGCACAAACGCCUGUCUCCUGAUGAUGCUGACUUUGUGGAUGUUCUGCACACCUACACAAGGGAGGCUUUGGGUGUCAGCAUUGGCAUCCAGCAACCUGUGGGUCACAUUGACAUUUAUCCUAAUGGAGGGGAUAUCCAACCUGGCUGUGGUUUAAGUGACAUCCUGGGCACAAUGGCUUAUGGAGGUUUUGGGGAAGCUGUAAAGUGUGAGCAUGAGCGCUCAGUGCAUCUUUUUGUAGAUUCACUUCUGAAUAAAGAUCACCAGAGCUUUGCAUACCGGUGCACGGAUCCCAGACGCUUUAAGAAAGGGAUUUGCCUGAGCUGCAGGAAAAACCGAUGCACCAGUCUGGGCUACAAUACCAAGAAGAUGCACAACAGGAGAAACAGCAAGAUGUACCUCAAAACACGGGCAGAUAUGCCUUUUGGAGGUUAUCACUACCAGAUGAAGAUGCAUGUUUUUAGCAAAGCCGAUGGGGAGGACAAGGACCCAACAUUUUUUGUUAAACUUUACGGUGCCCAUAAUGACACACAAGACCACAGUGUUGACCUACCGGACAAGAUUGGCCUGAAUUUUACCAACUCCUUCUUGGUCUUCACUGAAGAAGACAUUGGGGAUCUGCUCAAGAUCAAACUCUCCUGGGAAGGUGCUCCUAAGUCUUUGUCUUCGAUGUGGAAAAAGAUUAAGUCUUUAUUUCUCUUUGGAGGAACCAAAGAGAACCAGGUACUGGAGGUGCGGCGCAUUCGUGUCAAGUGUGGAGAAACCCAAAAGAAGUUCACUUUCUGUGCUAAAGAUCCAACUGCAACCAAGAUAACCCCUGGAAAUGAGAUAACGUUUGUCAAGUGUCGGGAUGGAUGGGAAGUCAAACCUAGAAAAAGAUUGCACUAUUAAAUCAGGCUGAAACUUCAAAAAACUGACCCACAUACCCAAUGGGGACUGAAGCAGAAAUGCCCAAAACAUCAUCCAUGUUUCUCUAUGCACUUGCAAAGCCCUUUGGUGCUUCUACUGUAUGUUCGGUAAAGGAGCAGCCGUGUGGAUCCAGAAUGAUACUAGCCAACUGGGAGGAAGGAAAGCCCUUCUAACUACACAUGGACUUCUGACUGAGCUUCUGUUGUACUGCCUGCUUGAACACCAGCUGCCUACAAGCCACUGAGAUCAACAAGCAAAGGCACGAUGCAUUCUGUUUGUUACUGUGAUGUGUGUAUGUAUAAAGUACAUGUUUUGUAUGCUCCAAUUAAUAUUUGUGUAUUUUUGUAAGUAACUUAUUUUGUCGGAGAAGUAAAUUCUUUAUGAAUCCUCUUACACCCUUGUCAUAAUACUAUGGUGUGUACGUAGAAGUUAGUCUGCAUGCAUCCAUCUCCCUGGAGCUGGACCAAGAUUUCUAAAUAUUUGCUAGAGAAAGGAAAGGCUACUAAUAUAGCACACAGGUUUGACUAGUUUCACACCUGUAGUCAUUCUCCAAUGCAAUAGUUACUUUUACUAGAGAGGGAUCUAGUGUCUUUUUUUUUUUUUUUCAUUCACAUUUAAAACUGAUUCAACAAGGGAGGAAGGCAUAUAAAAAGUUACUGAGCACAGGUUCAAAGUAAAUUUGUACAGCUUUACAAAAGGUCAAUGAUACCAUUUUGUUACAUAAUUAAGAAAUGGUAUUAAAGAUAUGCAAAACAGUUUCAGAAAGGCUGUUCCCAUGUACUUCUACCAGCCUAAGUAUUUUUCAAUAGUGUGACAGCAGCCAACUGGCACAGGAGUAGACAUGUGGAAAGAGCAACAGAAACUGAUGUCUAAAUGCACAUGUGUGCUUAAUGACACGCUGCAGUAAGAAAUGCCCUUCCUAAUGAAACUAAUAAGGUAUGAUGCGAAAUGCAAAGACAGCAGUCAGUCUGACAUUGGCGACCACUUGAAUUGCACCAAGCGACUGAAGACGUUGAUUGCAAUUGGCUUGAGCCCUGCAAUCACUGGCUUCUUAACAAGGAAGAAGCUUCAGCGUUACUUGUGGUCUGCCAAGAGGGCAUGUGGGGUCUAUAGUAGUGUGGAUAAUGGACAGAGCUUCGAGACUACAGACUCCACGUUAAUCGAGGAAGGACUGAAGCCCGAAGCGAAAGAAUCUGACCGAAGUUACAUCUCAGUUGCAAUUGAUUCUUCUAACCAUGUUCUCAGAAAACCCCUACGUUCUACCCUUACAAUAAGCUUUGACAUGCCUUUGCAGUAGACAUUAUUUUAUGGUUAUAAAGGAGGAACUAUGCUAAUAUUUUGGACGUCAUGCAUCAUAAGAACUGUGUUUAGCUUUAAAAUGAUAUUACAAUGAUGUAGUGCUUCUUUUUGGACAUUUUAUCAUAUAAUUUAUAAGUUUAAUAAAUACUUCUGUGAAAACACUGUACAGAUAUAAUAAAAACACUGGGUUUUCCACAUUGUAUAUUAUACUUGUUUGUGCGUUAUAUUGAAACACAUUUCUAUACUUUUCCCGCACUUUCUUGAAUAUG
Messenger RNA from Polyodon spathula (Mississippi paddlefish), 3252 nucleotides. RefSeq names its product endothelial lipase-like. Gene Ontology annotation, biological process: lipid metabolic process. The transcript is spliced from 10 exons. The record is from RefSeq and is a predicted model, not a curated record. Lineage: Eukaryota; Metazoa; Chordata; Actinopteri; Acipenseriformes; Polyodontidae. The coding region runs from base 155 to 1666 and encodes 503 amino acids. Gene Ontology annotation, molecular function: protein binding; lipoprotein lipase activity.